This is a messenger RNA of Lachnellula hyalina, 2400 nucleotides long. Its product is annotated as putative MFS-type transporter protein. Gene Ontology annotation, biological process: transmembrane transport. The record is from RefSeq and is a predicted model, not a curated record. The coding region runs from base 1 to 2400 and encodes 799 amino acids. The transcript has 4 exons. Gene Ontology annotation, molecular function: transmembrane transporter activity. NCBI's taxonomy places the organism in Eukaryota, Fungi, Ascomycota, Leotiomycetes, Helotiales, Lachnaceae.
AUGACGGCGGCGACACAACAAGAAAAGGAAUCGAUCUCAACGCCAAUCUCAGACCCUAACCCAUCCUUCUUUGCGCGUAACCUAGCCUCGAAUGGUAACGGCGACGAGCAUUUAGCAGUAGACGAGGAUGAAGAAAAGGAAUCACGGCCUACAAGAUGGAGCAUGGGAGUUUUGAACGAUCAUGACACCCACGAAGUACCUGGUUCUGUUCUGCUUUUGACCGGCGAUCGAAAUCAACCACUAGGCCUUGGAAAUGCUCCAGCCAGAACUUCUACGUCUUCUAUACCACAACCACCUUUAGCGCCCACCAAAACACGGCGUCAAUCCCGACAAGAUAAGGAACAGGAGGGCAAGAAGACUACACCAGAUGGAGCCAUCAUCCUUGAUCCUCAACCAGAUGAAUCAAACAACGACCCGCUGAAUUGGCCAAAAUGGAGACGGGAUUGUUCUUUACUCUCCCUGGGUCUAUACUGUAUGGUUGGCGGUGGUAUGACUCCAGUUCUGGCAGCUGGGUUCACCAAUGUCGCUUCAACCUAUAAUGUCACUGUUCCCAAGGUAGCGCUGACAACUGGACUGUACAUGAUGGGACUUGGCGUAGGCUCCGUUAUUGCUUCUCCAACCGCCAUUUUGUUCGGCAAACGUCCUGUUUAUCUUGCCAGCGCUAUACUUUUUGUUGCUACUUCUGUUUGGUGUGCUGCAUCACCAAGUUAUAACUCCCUGCUUGUGGCACGAAUAAUUCAAGGCAUGUCUGUCAGUCCCGUUGAAUGUCUACCUUCAGCUACGAUUGCAGAGAUCUUUUUUCUUCACGAGCGUGCUUAUCGUAUUGGUAUAUAUACUCUACUACUUCUAGGUGGUAAGAAUUUGAUUCCGCUAGUUAGUGCAGCUAUCAUCCAAUCAUUGAGUUGGAGAUGGGUUUUUUGGAUUGUCUCCAUAGUUGUAGGGUUUGUUGGCAUGCUUCUGUUCUUCUUCCUUCCUGAAUCUUUCUGGGAUCGAACACCACGCCCGAAGAGCCGAAAGCCCUCGAGAAACGCUUCGAGAAAUGCUUCGAGAGUUUCUUUGUUCUCAAACAAGUGGCAUUCUCACGCAGGCCCCGACAUGAAAGGGUCCAAUCAGGUUGAUGGAACUACCGAUGAUGGAAGCGCCGGAAAACUCGCAAUCAAGAAUUUACCAACCUUGGAACUUCCUCAGCGACCGUCUUCCGCUCAGACCCCUGCCCGCAAUCAUCAUGUCGAAUUCGCUAGCGACGAGAUCGAGAAGGGCAUUGAAGAGCACAAAGGCGACGGCCAUCUCCUCACCCCAGACCAAAUUCGUUUUGCUAGGACGGGCUCAGGGAGAAGUGUUGCAACACUUAAUAACCCCAUCCCCAGGGUUGAGUCCUUUGACCCUGCACAUGAAUUCAGAGACCGUGUGAUUCCUCUUGGUGGCGCUCCACCCACUCCUGCUCUGCACUCUCUUAACUCACCCUUUUAUGCGGAUUGUGAGAGCGGGAAUGUGGAUUAUCUCACCAGUCGGCCCAAUCACCAAAUUGACAUUGAGCCACUUCCCCCAAUCAGCGACAAAGAUGAUAUACCACCCAUCGCUCUUCCCACCGAAAAGUCACCUGGUGUUAAACGUAAACAUUAUACGAAUCAUCUCAGACAGCGUCCACCACUUACAUUCGUUCAACAGCUAAAGCCCUUUAAUGGCCGACUGACCCAUGACAACUGGUUCAGGGUAGCCCUCCGUCCGUUUAUAUUAUUCGCAUACCCAGCAGUUCUAUGGUCUGCUGGUGUCUAUUCAUGUGCCGUGGGAUGGCUCAUUGUGCUUUCCGAAUCAGUUGCUGUUAUUUAUCGUAGUAAAGACACCUAUGGAUUCUCCGCCCUCUCAACCGGCCUCAUCUAUCUCUCCCCAUUCAUAGGCGGUGUCCUCGGUACAGCUGUUGCUGGAAAAGUCAGUGAUAUUAUCGUUCGAGCAAUGUCUCGCCGCAACGGUGGUCUCUACGAGCCAGAAUUCCGUCUCGUUAUGGCUGCUCCUGUCGCAAUUACUACUGUCAUUGGUCUCAUGGGUUUCGGCUGGUCUGCACAAGUUCAUGAUUCCUGGAUUGUGCCUACAAUUUUCUUUGGCAUUAUCUCCUUUGGUUGCUCCCUAGGUUCGACGACCGCCAUCACCUUUUGCGUCGACAGCUACCGGCAAUAUGCUGGCGAGGCGCUUGUCACGCUUAAUUUCAGCAAGAACAUCUUCCAUGGAUUGGUGUUUAGUUUGUUCUUUAAUAAAUGGCUGACAAAUGAUGGGAGUAGAACCGUGUUUAUGUGGUUGGGCAUCAUUCAGUUGAUUCUCAUGGCGUCUUCGGUACCGAUGUAUAUUUUUGGCAAGAGGGCUAGAAUGUGGACUGUUAGAAAGAACUUGAUGGAGAAGUUCUGA